Molecule: messenger RNA, 614 nt
Organism: Colletotrichum scovillei
Lineage: Eukaryota; Fungi; Ascomycota; Sordariomycetes; Glomerellales; Glomerellaceae
Product: Skp1 family protein
Exons: 3
Coding region: 63-401 (112 amino acids)
Biological process (GO): ubiquitin-dependent protein catabolic process
Cellular component (GO): elongin complex
Molecular function (GO): protein-macromolecule adaptor activity
Source: RefSeq, a predicted model, not a curated record
CUUCGACACACGGAAGCCAUCAUUCCAAUAUCCAGCAGUUUGUCUAUCAACCCGUCCGCAUCAUGGAUCCCAACGGCACAACCGACAGCAAGUACGUGACUCUGGUCUCGAGUGAUGGCUACGAGUUUGUCGUCUUGCGGGACGCCGCCAUGAUCAGCCCUGCCAUCAAAGGCAUGUUGGACACGCGCAACAACUUCCGUGAGGCUGCUCUGGGUCGCUGCGUGUUUGAAGAGAUCAGUGGCGUUGUGCUCGAGAAAGUUUGCGAGUAUUUCCAAUACUGGUACCGCUACCGCGAGCGGGAGGACGUUCCUGACAUGGACAUUCCUGUCGAGCUGUGCCUGGAACUGCUGGUCGCGGCCGACUUCCUGGGCCUGGACAAGCAAAACACCGGCACUGUCUAAAUGACGUUUGAUGACCACUUGCAUUUUGGCUUCAUUGUUCAUGACGGAGUUUGGGGCGUUGAGCGUUCAGGGUGGUACAACCAGACACGAUACCAUUGCUAUGACACCAUGACGAAAUCCCAUGCCAAGAAAGGCAUGUUUUCUGUUCUUUGCCAUGAUCUUCCUCUCGAUUGUGACCCACGCUAUCACCCCAUAUGUGAAAUACCAACCCCC